AUGGCAGACGACACCAGACAAUCGCCCAAAGAAGACCUGUCCCGCGAGGCCUUGACCGUCAGUCCAGAGCAGAAACCUUUCGCGGGCUCCCAAUGGCAGGACGGCAAAGCACAACCCUACAAACCUGGUGAAAAUGCGAAUGCUUUCGCAGAAGGCGGAUCGCAGCAUACAGCAGGAGGACAGGUACCGGACGUGACCAUGUGGAAUGCUCUGACUGUUGGACAACCGAUCACGGAGAUCCACAAGAGGCCUUGUGUGCGGGAUGGGUUGAUGACCGGGAUUGGGGCUGGGUUUGCUACGGGUGGUGUUAGAUUGAUAUUUGGAGGUAAGAAAAAGAUGUGGUUGAUCGUUUGAUGUCAUGCUGAUGGUGUGGAUAUAGGUGGAACAUGGAAAUCUUGCAAUUGGGCUGUCGGGGCAUGGGCUGCUGGAUCGGCCAUCAUGUACCAGUACUGCUUACAUCGACGGCAAGCUGAGAAGGAGGGCAUGACGAGGGCGAUGGAGAUUCUGAAUCGAAAAGAGGUGGAGAGAAAGGCGAGGGAGCAACGGAAAGAAAAGAUGAGGGAGGAGAGGAGAGCGGCGAAGGAAGAAGAGCAAGACGAGAAGCUAAGACAACUGAAAGCGAAAAGUGAAGGUGGGAAGUCUUGGUGGAAAGUAUGGUGA
Lecanosticta acicola is the source of this 660-nucleotide messenger RNA. The record is from the annotation of a GenBank genome assembly. Lineage: Eukaryota; Fungi; Ascomycota; Dothideomycetes; Mycosphaerellales; Mycosphaerellaceae.